Aspergillus clavatus NRRL 1 is the source of this 4569-nucleotide messenger RNA. RefSeq names its product putative chromatin remodeling complex subunit (Chd3). Gene Ontology annotation, molecular function: ATP hydrolysis activity; DNA binding; ATP-dependent chromatin remodeler activity. Gene Ontology annotation, cellular component: chromatin; nucleus. Gene Ontology annotation, biological process: negative regulation of transcription by RNA polymerase II; chromatin remodeling. Bases 1 to 4569 code for a protein of 1522 amino acids. The record is from RefSeq and is a predicted model, not a curated record. The transcript is spliced from 2 exons. Lineage: Eukaryota; Fungi; Ascomycota; Eurotiomycetes; Eurotiales; Aspergillaceae.
AUGGCGGCUUUUCGUGGGAAUACAUAUCACUCCAAUGAUGGCAGUGAUAAUGAAGAUCUUGUUGCAAAUCUGCUAGCGAAGUUCAAUAGUUCAACAACAACACAUGCCCAAGAAUCAAGAGUACCGUCUACACCCCAGCGCGCGCUGAUGCCGACCUCAACUACACCUCAACCUCAAACCCCUCCAGCCAUGCAACGCCUUUCUCCUCCAGUUGAAAAGCUCCGUGAGAUGCGGCUCACAGCGGUGGAAGUCCCCCAGAUUGAUAAUAUGGAGGAUUAUAGUUAUCUUCCUGGCCAUUUUGCAGUCCGCUACAUCAUUGGCGAAAUCCCACACCCGGAAAAAGAGCCCUCGUACCGGGUGCGACUGCGAAGCGGCGAAUUGGAGACAAUUACUUUCUCGCGUCUUCAAGAGCUCAAAAACGGCCCAGCAGCCUUACUUCAUUUCCAAACUGCCGACGAUCGUAGUUCAAACAUAGAUGAGGUUUCCUCACGGUCUCACAGGAAUCGUAAUUACCGUGACUUAUCUCGAUCAGCAUCUCAUAUAUCGCUUCAGUCGUCAGAAGAUAGCAGUGGCGGAUCCGGAACCAUUGGUCGACGGUCUCGACGCGUGAAGAAUACCAAAUUCACAGAAUUCUUCGGCCCCCUUAGUAGCGACGACGAGAUAGCGAAAGAGGACACAGCGUCAAGUGAGGAUAUCAUCAUGUCUUCACUGGCCACUUCAAAGAACCGCCGUCUUCGGAGGCGAGCUAGGGACAGCACGUCUCAUCAAGUAAGCACCUCAAGUUCAGAAAGUGAUUAUACUGAGCAUCAGGGCACACGCUUCUCAACUCGAAAGCGGAAUGUUAUGCACCGGAAUUUGCGUGAAAGACUGGAAGAUGACAUCUCUGAAAAUGAAGCUAGUUCUAAAGAGAAGUUCUAUGGAGCCAAGGAGGUCUUCCAUGAGGUUCCUUUAGAUGAUGCGUUUCGACUCCGCCAUCAUCAAACCUGCGAGGCCUGUCAAGGUGAAGGCGACGAUUUUUCUAGAGGUCCACUGGUUUUCUGUCAAGGAUGUACCAGCGCUUAUCACCAUGACUGCCUGGGAUCACGGUCAACUCGAGACCAUCUUGUCACAAAAAUUGCUGAUGAUCAAUUCGUUCUUCAAUGUCGUCGUUGUGUAGGCCUCGCUCAUGCCAAGGAUCUUGUCUCGCCGCAUCAAGGCUGUUGCACUGAAUGCAACGAGCAAGGCAAAAUGUGCAAACCUCUUCGGCAGCGUUUGACACCCAAGCAGGAACAGCUAAUCCGCCAGGAGAAUGCGGGCAAGGACCCACUCACUCCUGUGGAUAUGGUGCUUGUGAAUAAUGUUAACAAUGUGCUUUUCCGAUGUACAACAUGCCACAGGGCCUUCCACUUUGAACACCUCCCUCCUAUCUCUGAUACAGCCGAUGACCCUGCAACUGCACGUUUCGAAGAAUACUCCCUCUACUGGAAAUGUCAUGACUGCUCGUCAGUACCAGGUGAGAUUGGCGCAUUGGUUGCCUGGCGGCCGGUUGAUCCUAAGGACCCGCAUAUGACGAAGGAAGCGGACAAGGAAUACUUGAUCAAAUGGAAGGGCUACUCUUACCAUCACACUUCGUGGAUGUCGGGUAGCUGGGUCUUCGGUGUUGCAAAUCCCCAUAUGCGGAGGGCAUUUCUGAGAUCUGAAAAGAACACAAAACCCCAUAUGACGACAGAAGAAGCCAUCCCCGAAGACUUUCUGAAGGUUGACAUCGUCUUCGACGUUUACUACUCCGAUGAUGUUGAGGAUCGGAGCCUGGAAUCAGACCUCGAGAGAAUAAAUAAAGUGUCCAGGGCCUAUGUCAAAUAUAAAGGCUUGCCCUACGAAGAUGCGGAAUGGGACUCGCCACCUGAUACUAGUCAGACGGAGCGAUGGGACGAUUUCAAAGCUGCCUAUGAGGACUGGGUAAAGCGUGACUACAUACACACACCGGACGCGAAUUCACUUCGAAAAUAUCUUGCUCACGUUCGAACGCAAAAUUUCAAGACCAAAAUCGUUAGGGACACUCAGCCUACAACAAUGACCGGCGGGCAGAUGAUGGACUAUCAGAAAGAUGGUGUCAAUUGGCUCUACUACAUGUGGUUCAAAAAUCAAAAUGCUAUCCUUGCCGAUGAGAUGGGGCUGGGAAAGACCAUCCAGGUCAUUGGCUUUCUCGCAACUCUGGUCGAAUACCAUAAGUGCUGGCCCUUCCUUGUCGUGGUGCCGAACUCAACUUGUCCCAACUGGCGAAAGGAGAUCAAGACAUGGGUUCCCUCAAUCCGUGUCGUCACAUACUACGGAUCAGCUCUCGCUCGUAAGCUGGCCCAAGAACAUGAAAUGUUCUCGCAAGGUGAGCCAGAUCUUCGAUGCCAUGUUGUAGUCACCUCUUACGAGACCAUGGUCGAUGAUGCAUCUCGUCGGGUGCUACAAAAGAUCCCAUGGGCAGGUCUGAUCGUCGAUGAAGGGCAGCGUUUAAAGAAUGACAAAAGCCAGUUGUACGAGUCGCUGUCACGCUUCAAAAUUCCCUUUAAAGUGCUCCUCACCGGUACACCUCUGCAGAACAAUAUCCGCGAACUCUUCAACCUUCUGCAAUUCUGCGAUCCAAGCAAGGUCGCUGGGCAGUUGGAGGAGAAGUAUGGCACACUUUCGAAGGAGAAUAUCCCUGAACUCCACAACAUGAUACGCCCAUUUUUCCUCCGCCGAACUAAAGCACAAGUUCUCAAUUUUCUCCCUCCAAUGGUCCAGAUCAUUGUGCCAGUGUCCAUGUCCAUCCUUCAGAAGAAACUCUACAAAUCCAUCUUGGCGAAGAACCCGCAGUUGAUCAAGGCUAUCUUCCAAAGGAAUGAUGGUCCCCAAGGUAUCAAACAGGCUGAACGCCACAAUCUGAACAAUAUUCUGAUGCAGCUUCGGAAAUGCCUGUGCCAUCCUUUUGUGUACAGCGAAGCGAUUGAGGAACGCACCUCUAACGCUACUGUGUCUCAGAGGCAUCUAACUGAAGCCUCAGGGAAGCUCCAGCUCCUCCAAAUCAUGCUUCCGAAGCUCAAAGAGCGAGGCCAUAGGGUUCUCAUUUUCAGUCAGUUCCUCGAUAACUUAGACAUUGUCGAGGAUUUUCUGGAUGGCCUUGGGCUUCUGCAUCGCCGUCUUGAUGGGCGGAUGAAUUCCUUGGAAAAGCAAAAGCGGAUUGACGAGUACAACGCUGAAAAUUCGCCAUAUUUUGCGUUCCUUCUAUCUACAAGAUCAGGGGGUGUCGGAAUCAACCUCGCCACCGCAGACACAGUCAUCAUCAUGGAUCCGGAUUUCAAUCCUCACCAAGACAUGCAGGCGCUGUCCCGCGCCCACCGUAUCGGUCAGAAGAACAAAGUUCUUGUCUUCCAGCUCAUGACUCGUGGUAGUGUUGAAGAGAAAAUCAUGCAGAUUGGCAAGAAGAAGAUGGUCUUGGAUCAUGUUUUGAUUGACCGAAUGAUCUCAGAGGAGGACGAUGGACGCGAUCUGGAAUCCAUCCUUCGCCAUGGGGCUCAAGCACUGUUUGAUGACGACAAUUCGGGAGAUGUCCAUUACGACUCUGAGUCUGUUGAUAAACUUCUCGAUCGGAGUCAAGCAGAGCAGGCGAAAACGUCAGAUGAAACUGCUCCGGAGUCUCAAUUCAGUUUUGCGCACAUCUGGGCAAAUGACAAUCAGAAUCUGGAUGGUCAGCUCCAAGAAACAGAAGGUGAGGAUCCCGUCAUCAACAAUACUGUGUGGGAGAAGAUUCUGCAAGAACGUGAGCAAGCUGCGGCAGAAGAGGCUCGCAAAAAGGCAGAGACCCUGGGUCGUGGAAAACGAAAGCGUGCGGCGGUGGACUACGGAAACGAGGCGCCAGAGGCGUCGCCUGUGAAGGUACGUCAAGAAGCCGACGGUGAAUACAAGGCGGACGAUGCCGUAGCAUCAGAAUCCGACCACGACUCCGCAAUGGAUACUGGUGGAAUGGAACGGCCCGCCAAGAAACCCAAAGGUAUUAUAGCUUCCCACUCCUUUUUCGUCUCAUUGGGUACUAGCCAGGUCACAGUGCGUUCAUUCAAGCGGGUUGUUGCCGAAGACGUGGACAGCCUUGCAAAUGGCGCUGGGACCAUGGACGGCAAUGUGGAAGCACGUCAUCCAACAUGCUUUAUCUGCAAUAUGCCUCAUCCACGCGGUUCCUGCCGCCUGAGGAUGGCAGGCGUCGAACAUUGCGGUCUUUGUGGGCUCGCGCAUUUCGGAGUCGGCCGUACCUGCCCCCAUCUUCACUCCGAGCUGCAAGUGGCAAGGAUGCUCGACGCCCUGAAGCAAAGCACGGAGGCCCCUGAGCUCGUCGAGAAAGCCAAGAAAUACGUGCAAGGGAUCCGCGGUAGCCUCGCACAGCGCAGGAGGCAGUUAGCCAGUAGGGCUGCAGCGACGGGUCACCCCAGUGAUCAGGUUCCUGGUGCAGCUGCCAUUGGCACAGUCCCUGCUCGAUCUCCCAUGGUCGAUCUGACUGCGAGCCGCGCCCCAACACUCGGACUGAGUCAGAAUGGCCCGAGAUACUCGAUGUCGGGACGAUGA